CGAAGAUGAGCUUGCCGAAGAAUUGGCGAACAGAGCGAUACUUUCGGCCACAAUGAACGAGGACGACGAGGACAGUUUUGGAAUAGCCAGAUCAAAUGACACAUCGGGCAGAAAACCCAGAGACUACAUGAACCAACCGAGGAGAAAAAUCGUGCCGAUAGAAAGUUUGAUCAAAGGUGAAAAGUACAAGAAAUCGCCAAAUAAGCUGGAUCGAAAAAUAAAGCGAGUGAAAAACAGGCAAGAUUCUGCAGAGGACGUGAUUUAUAUGGCUGAAGAGGUACCCACGGGUAGCACCCAGCCCCCGCCCGGUAUGCCUCCGGGUCCUACCAUUUGCCUUCCCCUCCAUACUUACAGGAGAAUGAUAUCGGCCGAGAUCGCGGCAGAAGGGAGGUUCAUGCAGGAAUACUACGCUCAUUCAAUGCAAUGUCUGAUGAACGAAAAGGACGCUGCUCUACGCACCCAGAUUUUCUGGCAAGAUCGGGCAAAAAAAACGGAACAAGAAUGUGAGUUCUUUGCUGACGAGGCCGUCAUCUGCGGACCAUCAACGAACAUCUUCGUACUGAGAUUCUGUCGUUGAAAGAAGCGAAACGCAGGCGCCGCAGCGCCAAGAAGCAACGGAACCGACCUCUCAGCAACCAGUUAACAUCGAGUAUUACCGAGUUAGAGAAUGCGGAGGGAGGAGGCGACGAAGCGAGCGAUAAAGAAUAGAAAACCAGCUUUAGACAUUUCCUAACAAUCACGUAUAUGUAUUUAUUACAAAUAAAUUAC
Liolophura sinensis is the source of this 768-nucleotide messenger RNA. RefSeq lists its product as uncharacterized. The transcript is spliced from 5 exons. Lineage: Eukaryota; Metazoa; Mollusca; Polyplacophora; Chitonida; Chitonidae. The coding region runs from base 53 to 577 and encodes 174 amino acids. The record is from RefSeq and is a predicted model, not a curated record.